AUGAUCAACUUCGAGAACGACUCCGGAAUGGCCUUCUUGAGCCUGGACAUGAUGUACCGCGGCAAGAGACGCCAGGGCGAUCGGUUUCCGGGCUUCACGAACCGUCCGGCAGCGGGAAAGGCGGCAAUUCCCAAUCGGUUACAGAACCAGACACAGGUGGCUGAUGCCUCGGUGCCCGUGGAGCCUAUUCGGAAACAGCUCAUGGGUGAGGCUGUCUAUCAACGGCAGAUGGAGAUGUUGAACUUCCAGCAGGGCAAGCUGGACUUUGACGGAGUGGAUCCGGAGCUGGGGAUGCACUUGCUGUCGCUGCAUUGGAACCGGCAGCACCAUUCUUUCCUGAUAACCUAUCGUCCGGCCUUCAUGCGGGAUAUGGCCACUGAAGGACCCUACUUUUCCAAGUUACUUCUGAACGCGAUCUACUUUGGAGCAUCAAAAUUCAGUAAUCGUCCCGAGGUGCGCCAGGAUCCGACGGACGCCCGAACUGCUGGCUGGACCUUUCGGAGGAGAGUCAAGGAGCUGCUGGGCAGUGCUCUGGAUCGCAGUGAGAUCACGACGAUACAAGCGCUUCUCGUCAUGACCAGCUCGCUGUUUGCCUUGGGCGAUGAGCGGAGUGCUGCGUGGUUAUAUGCCGGUACCGCCUUUCGAAUGAUAAUCGAUUUGGGCAUGCAUGUCGAUGCUACGAUGCUUCCCAACAUGCGCCGGCUGUCUCCAGAGGACCUGGAGAUUCGUCGGCGUGUCUUCUGGGGCGCCUUCGUAGUUGAUAAGAUCCAGUCUCUGUACCAGGGUCGCCCCGUCAGCCUGCAGCACUGCGAUACGCGAGUCUCACUGUCUUUCCUGGACCAUUACGAGGAACUGGAGCCCUGGCAGCCGUUUGCGUAUUCAGACACGCAGUCAUAUUCCGGCUCGCCAGCGUACAGCGUGUCGACAUUCGUCCAGCUCUGCAAGCUGUCGCUGAUGCUUAAUGAGAUCCUCAACAAGGUGUAUUCGGAGAGAAGCUCGAACCGGUCCCCCCAUGAUCUCAUUGCCAGUCUCAACACACUCGAUGGGCAGUUGAAGGAUUGGCAUAAUGCGCUCCCUGACCAUUUGCGAUUCAACACCCACGCGACGAGGGUGGUGCCACCCCCCCACGUCCUCUCACUCCUGGCCCUAUAUAAUCUGCAGGUGAUUCUCCUCCAUCGACCAUUUGUCUCCGAAGGACAUCUCCACACGGCCGAUCCAUCGGUUGCAUUGAGCUCCUUCACCACCUGCACUGCAGCAGCGUUUAGUAUUACCCAGCUACUACAAGCCUACGAUAACACGUUUUCAAUCCAACGGGCACCAUAUCUCAUUUCCUACGCCACUUAUGUGGCGGCAACGAUCUUUGUCCGAGUGGCGGCCCAGCGAGAAGGUGCCAGUCGUGCUCACGCCAGUCUCCAGAAUUGUCUUGACGUCUUCGAAAAGAAUCAAGAAACGAACUGGGCUGUCCGACGGGCUCAUAAUGUAAUUCUGCAUUUGAUGAACCGUAUGGGCGUCCGUUUAGAGAACCAGCCCGUAACCCCCACCGAUGGUAUUGGUAGCCUUUUAGAGCAGCCUUCUGGGAGUUUGGCCAUCCCCCCAGAUUCAAAUCUACAGGGUCCGGCGCCUGUCACCAGCCACGAAAAUCCUCCAGAAAUAGAAGCAUCCGCGUUGGACAUUGAUAUGAUUAUUCAGAGCUUCAUUCGACCGCCGUCAAAGAAUGCCGAAGGCCAGGCGGCUGGCGAACAAGGCGAAAGCUCCUUCAUGAGUUCUGCUGUCGUUCACCCCGGCUGGCAGGGUACCCUAGCCCCGACUUUGCCAUUGGCUGAGGAUCUUCAUGAUCAUAUGCCUUUCGAUGAUAUGUUGUUUGGAUUCAACGGAUCCCCGCAAGAUGGAUUGUUUGGUAGUUGA
This is a messenger RNA of Aspergillus chevalieri, 1905 nucleotides long. RefSeq names its product fungal specific transcription factor domain-containing protein. The transcript is spliced from 3 exons. Gene Ontology annotation, molecular function: DNA binding; zinc ion binding. Gene Ontology annotation, biological process: DNA-templated transcription. The coding region runs from base 1 to 1905 and encodes 634 amino acids. The record is from RefSeq and is a predicted model, not a curated record. NCBI's taxonomy places the organism in Eukaryota, Fungi, Ascomycota, Eurotiomycetes, Eurotiales, Aspergillaceae.